AUGAUUAUUCAGCCCAAGACAGCUCGCCGGUUCCAUGAGAUUCUUCUUCGUACAACAAUGGGAGCAACAACUUCAUUCUUAACCUCGACGGAUAUUGGAAAUACCACAAACAGAUUCAGCCAAGACCUUGAAUUGAUUGACGAAGAGUUGCCUGAAACUCUGGAGCUCACAGUCAAUACCGCUCUCUGCUGUAUUAUCGAAGGAUUCCUUGUCUUUGUUGGAUCAUCUUACGUCACAGCGGCGCUGAUCCCAUUUUGCGUCCUGGUAGUUUACUACGUGGCAAAGUUCUACGUCAAGACCUCUCGUCAGCUGCGGCUCUUGGGAAUUGAAUCAAAGGCACCCCUUUUCUCCCAGUUCCUGGAGGUCCUGGGUGGACUCUCAAGCAUUCGAGCCUAUGGCUGGAGCAAGGAGUACCAGCGCCGCAAUUUGAUUGCUUUGGAUGCCUCGCAGCGCCCUUCAUACAUGCUAUAUUGCAUCCAGCGCUGGAUAGGUCUUGUUUUGGACCUGGUAGUGGCAUUCAUCGCCGUUGCUGUCAUUUCAGUUGCAAUUUCUAUGAGAGGAAGCCCGUCCAUGAACCUGUUGGGCAUUGCACUCUUCAACAUCGUCAAUUUCAGUGGUACUUUGCAGACAUUUGUGACACGCUGGAUUGGACUGGAAACCUCCAUUGGUGCUGUCUCUAGAAUUCGCUCCUAUGUGCAACAUGCCACAACUGAGGAUUUGGAUGCUGAAUCAGAGGCGCUUCCUGAAGACUGGCCUCGACAAGGUAGUGUUGAACUUUCUGGCCUUUCAGCCUCCUAUGAUGCUUUCUCGGAUCCAGUACUCAAAGACAUCAGUCUUAACAUCCUUCCUGGUGAAAAGGUAGCUCUGUGUGGUAGGACUGGAAGUGGCAAAUCAUCCCUUGUUUCAGCACUCCUGCGGAUACUUGAGCUCAGCAAAGGCACCAUUCGCAUAGAUGGUAUAGACAUUUCAAAAGUUUCAAGAUCCCACGUGCGAUCUAGAAUCAACAUCAUCCCCCAGCAGCCAUUCUUCCUCCAUGGCAGCGUUCGGCUAAACGCCAAUCCUGAGUCCAGUGUGGAUGACGAACAGAUCAUUGAUUCUCUUCAAGCGGUCAAUUUAUGGUCCUACAUUAAGUCAAAAGGCGGCUUAGAUAUCGACAUGUCCGAUGAUCUUCUUUCCCACGGACAGCAGCAACUCUUCUGUCUUGCGCGCGCACUGUGCAAGUCAAGCAGUAUUGUCAUUAUGGAUGAGGCAACUAGCAGUGUGGAUUCGGAGACAGACACACUAAUGCAAACGGUCAUUCGGUCUCACUUCAAGGGCCAGACUCUUAUUGCUAUUGCGCACAAACUGCAUACAAUUUUGGAUUUUGACAAGGUUGCUCUCAUAGAAAAGGGUCAGGUUGUGGAAUUUGAUACACCGCAGGCUCUUCUAUCAAGGGAAGGUUCGGCGUUCAGGGCUUUGUUUAAUAGCUUUCAUAAGGGCUCCAAGGAAUAG
Molecule: messenger RNA, 1491 nt
Organism: Penicillium arizonense
Lineage: Eukaryota; Fungi; Ascomycota; Eurotiomycetes; Eurotiales; Aspergillaceae
Exons: 6
Coding region: 1-1491 (496 amino acids)
Biological process (GO): transmembrane transport
Cellular component (GO): membrane
Molecular function (GO): ABC-type transporter activity; ATP binding; ATP hydrolysis activity
Source: RefSeq, a predicted model, not a curated record